AUGGUUUCCAGAGAGCAAGUCGAGAACCUCACAGAGGAGCUCAAUUGUUGUGUUUGCCUCGAUUUUUUCAAGGAUCCAGUUCUCCUGGAGUGCGGCCACAAUUUCUGCCGCUCCUGCAUCACAGGGUUUUGGGAGAAGCAGGUGCCAAAAACCUGUCCGGAGUGUCGAUGGGUGUCUCCAACGAAUCGACUGAGAGCAAAUCGAAUGCUGAGCCAUAAAUCGCACAACGUCAUGCCGAUAGAAAAAGCUACGAAUAUCUACAAGGGCAAACUGGAAUCCGCUUUCCAUUCAGUUACUAAGAGAAAGGUCACUGUGCUCCAUUCUGAAUUUGAGCAGAAAGCGAAGAUUUCAGCACUCAAGGAGCAGGCGAGCAGUCUGCACAGCCACAUCACGGCUGAGUUUGCUAAAAUGCACCAGAUUCUCAAUGACCGCCAGCAGUGUUUAAUCCAAGAGCUCAGAGCACGAGAGGAGGAGAUUUUACACAGAAUGGAGAAUAAUCUGCAAGUGAUUCGGAUGAGUUUAGAUUCCGUUGAACAAAAACUCUCAGAUUUACAGAAGCUGAUGGGAAACGACGUGCUUGCCUUUCUGCAGGAGGAAGUGUCUCGGAAGGAAAGAGUCAGCGAAGAGGAUGGUCCACUAAUGUUAGUUGAUGCUGAGCUGCCUGUGGGGAUAUUUAAAGGGCCUAUACAGUACAUAGCCUGGAGAGUAAUGAUAGACAGCAUCAGCCCAGCUCCAGCCCCUCUGACUCUGGAUCCAAACACAGCCCAUCCUGAGCUCGUCCUGUCUCCGAACGUGACCAGUGUGAGACACAGAGACAAACGGCAGAAGCUCCCCAACACCCCGGAGAGGUUUGAUCGCUGGGCCUGUGUCCUGGGAUCUGAAGGAUUCACAUCAGGGAGAUACUAUUGGGAAGUUCAGGUGGGGAACAAGGCUGUGUGGGAUGUGGGAGUGGCCAGAGAGUCUGUCAAGAGGAAAGGGAGAAUCAGACCAUCUCCACAAACUGGGUACUGGAAAGUGGGCCUGAGAAAAGGGAACAUUCACUGGGGUUGGCCCUCACUCCCAACCAGCUUGUCCCUGGAAGUGAAACCACAGAAGAUCGGAGUUUACCUGGACUAUGAGGGUGGACAGGUGUCAUUCUACAAUGCGGAUAACAUGUCUCAUCUCCAUACUUUCAAUGUCAACUUCACUGAGAAAUUGUAUCCCUUCUUCAGUCCUGGCUUGAACAACGAUGGGGUAAACCGGAAGCCACUGAGAAUCUGUGCUGUUAAUGAUUGCUAAACUGUUAAAGACGUGAUGUUUAUUUCACCCCUUCCUUCACACUUCCAGAA
Messenger RNA from Callorhinchus milii (elephant shark), 1328 nucleotides. Its product is annotated as zinc-binding protein A33. The coding region runs from base 1 to 1278 and encodes 425 amino acids. Gene Ontology annotation, molecular function: protein binding. Lineage: Eukaryota; Metazoa; Chordata; Chondrichthyes; Chimaeriformes; Callorhinchidae. The transcript has 7 exons. The record is from RefSeq and is a predicted model, not a curated record.